AUGCCGAAAUUCUUUAUGGCGUUUCUCGUAUUCUACGUCGCUGGAUUAUCCGCGCUGAACAGCGUCAAUGCAGACUGUACACCCGGACCGGAUUGUUCUGAUUGUUCGUGUAAUGCUUCUCUUACCUGCUGCGAGGGAUACUUCUGCGCCGAAUCAUCUUCCGGGUCUGGAGUUUGUAGAAAAACACAAGACCUUCCCUAUGUAAAUCCAUCACUCAUUGGAGGU
Molecule: messenger RNA, 225 nt
Organism: Brenthis ino (lesser marbled fritillary)
Lineage: Eukaryota; Metazoa; Arthropoda; Insecta; Lepidoptera; Nymphalidae
Source: the annotation of a GenBank genome assembly